Molecule: messenger RNA, 8565 nt
Organism: Sitodiplosis mosellana (orange wheat blossom midge)
Lineage: Eukaryota; Metazoa; Arthropoda; Insecta; Diptera; Cecidomyiidae
Gene: Pka-C1
Product: cAMP-dependent protein kinase catalytic subunit 1
Exons: 2
Coding region: 1286-2347 (353 amino acids)
Biological process (GO): peptidyl-serine phosphorylation
Cellular component (GO): nucleus; cAMP-dependent protein kinase complex
Molecular function (GO): ATP binding; cAMP-dependent protein kinase activity
Source: RefSeq, a predicted model, not a curated record
AGUAGUAAUACUGUGGAGCAGACAAGGUCGACCGUAUGUGACCAAUUCAUAUUGGUUUCGGUGAGACUGAAGAGAAAAGAAAGAAAAAGAUUGUAUCGAGUAUAGGAGAUUUCUCAUUUCAGCAGUCGCCAUUUUGCAGAGCUCCGCGUAUUGAACGUCAAGUCAAUAGCCAGUUUUUCUCGGGUUAUUUUUUUCUUCUCACUUUUGGUAAAGUGGCCAGAAAGAGUAAAACUGUGUAUGGGAUUGUGUGUGCAAAGUGAACCGUCGUUAGCAAAAGACGAGGAAACAAAUAGAAAAAAAAUUAUAAAUUAUUCUUCUCUUUUUUCGUUUCUUCUUCGACGAAAUGUUUAUAUGAGAAAAAAACAACAUCCAACCAAAAUAAACAAAUUGUGAAUUUUUUUUUUCGGAUCAAAUUUAUAAAUCGGCUGAUAAACAACAAUCAACAACAACAUCACCAAUCAUAAUAAGCCAGCGAACGAGAGAAAAAAAAUAAUAAACCUAAGCACGGGAACAGAAGAAGAAAAAGAAAAGAAAAGAAAAAUUCAAUUCACUUGUGCGGGAAUUCUUAUUUAAAUUCCAAUUUGAUAGUAAAACGAGAGUGACAGAGAGUAUAAAGUCCUUCACAGUCUCGAACACUGGAACUUAAAGAUAAAUGUGAACACAGUAAUUAAAAAUUCAAGAGAAAAUCAUUGAGAAACCGAACGAAAAAAGAAGAAGAAGAAAACACAGCGACAAGCGAGAGAAUUUAAUUUAUCGAUAAUAUUUAUCGCAAAUUAGGUUACUGUUUUUUGAAUAAAAAAAAACAACACGGAAAAGAAGUAGACAUACACAAAUAUUUUUUUUUUCCCAGUUUUAGUCGUCAGUUCAUUUUAUUGCUAUUCUAUAUGUGUUUUCCAUAAAUGUCAUCAUCAUAAAUACACUAUGCGAAUUUAUAUUUAACGAAGAGAACAGCAAUCAGCAAGAGAAUUUUUUUUGUUCUAGUGUAUUGAAUACGAUUUGGAUCAGUGUAUGUGUGCGCGCGCGAAUCAUAAACUUAAUCGGAAGUUCAAAGCGAAAAGUUUCCGCUAUAUAAAUACAUAUUGAGGGAGACAGCGACGAGCGAAUUUGAAAAAUCGAUUGCAUCGGAAGUUUUGUACUGCGAGUAAAGAGAGAGAUAGAGAAGAAAAAAUCGAUAUAGGAUUCAAAAGAAAUAUAAAGAGAAAAAGAAAACGGUGAAAAGAAGCCCAAUAAAAAAAAUUACAAGUGGAACACGCUGGACUCGAAAAAGGAUUUAAAUUCAAUAGAAAUGGGUAACAACGCAACAUCGGCCAACAAAAAGGUCGACGCCGCCGAAAGCGUCAAAGAGUUCCUCGAACAGGCCAAAGAGGAGUUCGAGGACAAGUGGAAGCGAAAUCCGACCAAUACCGCCUGUCUGGACGACUUUGAGCGAAUCAAAACGCUGGGCACCGGUUCGUUUGGUCGUGUCAUGAUUGUGCAACAUAAGCCGAGCAGCAGUUUUUAUGCGAUGAAAAUUCUCGACAAACAAAAAGUAGUGAAAUUGAAGCAGGUAGAGCACACAUUGAAUGAGAAACGAAUCCUACAAGCCAUCUCGUUUCCAUUCUUAGUCAGCCUCAAAUAUCACUUCAAAGACAAUUCUAAUUUGUACAUGGUGCUAGAGUAUGUGCCAGGUGGUGAAAUGUUUUCACAUUUACGCAAAGUCGGCCGAUUCUCUGAGCCACACUCACGCUUCUAUGCCGCACAAAUCGUUCUUGCAUUUGAGUAUUUGCACUAUUUAGAUCUUAUCUAUCGCGAUUUAAAGCCAGAGAAUCUAUUGAUCGAUUCGCAGGGCUAUCUCAAAGUGACCGAUUUUGGGUUUGCGAAACGUGUCAAGGGCCGUACAUGGACAUUGUGCGGUACACCCGAGUAUUUGGCGCCCGAAAUUAUUCUCAGCAAAGGUUACAACAAAGCCGUCGAUUGGUGGGCACUUGGUGUACUUGUUUAUGAAAUGGCCGCCGGUUAUCCGCCAUUUUUUGCCGAUCAACCGAUUCAAAUUUACGAGAAAAUUGUGUCGGGCAAAGUACGAUUCCCAUCGCAUUUCGGUUCCGAUCUCAAGGAUCUGCUACGGAAUCUAUUGCAAGUCGAUUUAACCAAACGUUAUGGCAAUUUGAAAGCGGGCGUAAAUGACAUCAAGAAUCACAAAUGGUUUGCAUCAACCGAUUGGAUAGCCGUAUUCCAAAAGAAAAUCGAAGCGCCGUUCAUACCGAGAUGCAAGGGCGCUGGUGAUACUAGCAAUUUCGACGAUUACGAAGAAGAAACCCUUAGAAUUUCAAGUACUGAAAAAUGCGCCAAGGAAUUUGCCGAAUUUUAGACUCUUAUCAUUGGGAUAUAUUUAAUAUAAAAUACAUUUAAAUAUAACUGAUAAAUGAAUUUUGUGUUAAACAGAUGAAGAAGAAAAACAAAACAAACAAAAAGUAAUAAUUAAACAAAUUGUGCGUCUGUGUGUUUCAUUCGUUUUUAUAAAUAAUAAUUUAAAAAAAAAACAAGUAAAGUAAAAACAUAGUAAUAAUAAUAACAAGGAACAUAACACUAAAUGGACAUUCACAACAACCAAACAGAAUAAAAAUUGAACAGUUCAAACCGCAAAAAUGGAACACGAAUGAGCGAGAGGGAGCUUGAACACAAAAAAAAAUAGUCAUAACGAGAUCGCGAAGCGGAAGUAGAAUGAAAAGUAAAAGUCAAAGCCACACACAUACAUCAUCGUGAGAAUAAUGCAAAUGAGUGCAGAGAUAUGCAAGCGAAAACACCAUGCAGACACCCAACCGAAACAGAAAGAAAAAUCAAUUGCAAUUGAAAGUCAAUGCACCAGAAAAAAUGCGAGAAAAAAGUCGACGGCACCAACAACAGCAGCAGCAGCAGCAGACAAACCAGCAUAAAAAAAACCUGCAAACAUUCAUGCACAAUCAAUACUAGCGAACCGGUGCUCGUUGUGAGCACCUACGACACCAGCCAUCGCAAAAACCGUCGGAUUUAUUCAUCAUACAACAAACUACGUAGCAUCAGCUCCAGCUCUGGAUUAUGCAUAUUUGAAUGUAAGCAUACGAUUUUUCAAAACAAAAAAAAACCAAAAAAAACCGAACUGAAUUUGGCUUUCGGUACUUAUAUGUCAUUCAACUCUCAGUGUGUGACACUCGCUCACCAUCAUCAUCAUCAUCAUCACCACCAUCGGCUAUCGCAAAGCCCAUUCUCUAUUUGUCCAGUUGUGCUUCUCAUACUCAUUUAUUCAUCAUAAUAUUUAAGGAUCGCCUCAAAACAAACAAAUAUACAAAUAAUCAUAUGACAUUCACCAUUCGCAUGUUUAAUCGACGUCUAACCAACAAACAAAAAACAAAUGAAAUCAAAGAGUUUAAUCAUAGUCACACAUAAAUAAGUAUAUUGAAAUAAUAGCUCACAAUCACAUAAACCGCAAAAUCAUCAUCGACGUUUACGGCAAAGCAACAGAGUAACAAAUCACCUUUAGAGAAAGAAAUUCCUGUAAAUCUACUAAUAGCAUUGACUUUGACAUUACUAAAUGAUAAAAGCUGCUGAGCUAAAUAGACUAAUCGAUUUUUAUUGAACAUGCACGCAUCGCUAACGACCGACGAAUAACAAAUGAAGUAACCAAAAUCUAAAACAGCAACUACAUGAACUGGAUUGAACUUUUGCCAGAGUUUAUUUUUCUUCAUUUUAUUUAUUCGGAAUGUGAAUCGAAAAGGGGACAAGAAAAAGAAACGUUGUGUUUAAUUUGCAAGACCGUAUUUAUAUUUUAUUUUCAAAAAAAAAAAAACUGAAGACUUUUCGCGGCUGUGUGUGAAUGUGUCAAGAGUCAUAUGAGUCGAUACGUUUUUUUAGUCCUAAAAACAAACAAAAUGUGCGUGCGAAAAAAGAGAGAAAUGUCCAAUGUAUCUCUGAGCAAUAAAUUUACAAUCGUGAUCAUGUGAGUGUGUUUUAAAAAUCACGUGACAACGUUCCCAAUCGAACCAAAGAGGGAAAAAAGACACAAUUUUUUUAAGCACUUCAAAUAUGACAACAUCGACCAUAUAAACAGCUCAUUGUGGCUCUUACUCAUGACAUUUUAAUUUAUUGGUUCAAAAUUCGAUUUGUAUCCCUAUUUCGAUACCGAGCGGCGGGAGGAUAAUUGGUGUCAACAAUUUCGGGACAAACCACAUAAACAUUCGAACUUGAUGUUAUUAAUCAGAUUAUAAACCGAAACACCUUUAUCGUUCUAUCGCUCGCUCACUUGCGCUGCGCCGUCUCCGCUGUUUCAGAAGACAGGAGAGAAAGAACAGUACAACCCAGAGGUUUGUGGUGCGGUGACAAAAUGUUUUCAAUGUGUGUUUUUAUGUAUGAGUGAAAGCCUCUCGGACCGAGGCUGAAUGGAAGUCAAGCGAUAAAUUGAGCAGAAGCCACAAUUCAACAUUCGCAACAGCACUAAGCUGUGUGGCAAUGGCAAAUGGCAAAAAUUUAAUCGAUGUAAUGGCCCUUGAUGAAGUUAAAAACAGAAAUGGCAAACACCAUGAGCUGUGUGUGUGAGAGACGAACACGUUCAUUAUCACCUACAUAAAAAUUAUUUGUAAUUUGAACUCUUUGCAUCGAAUAAAAGCGGAACAACAUUUUGUUCUCAACUCACAUCACAGACAGUGAAAGAUAAUCGACUCUAAUUUGCUCGGCAUUCAGAUGGUUAAGGAAGAAAUCGAUAGUGUUAUUGAAGAACAAGAGGGCGCGAGCGCGCGUUCACAAGUAAACAAAUGCAGUAGACUUGCCCCCAACGUGCAAUAAUCCAAACGCGAAUCGAUUUGAAAAAAUGAAAAGCCACAAAUUAAAUAUUGAAUCUAUUUGAAAUUCCAAUGAACCAUUGACCUAUCAACACCACCGCCACACACAGACACACACACCGUCGUUGUUGCUGCUGACGCUGCCAAAGCUAAUCAAUCAAGAAUGAGCCACAGCUGUUCAUUUCGACCGUGCAACAUAAAGACAUCGAAUUUUAAUGAAAUUAUGUUAUCGCGAACACUUCCUCCUACACCUUUGUUUGCGAACAAACGGUCUAUAACUCUCAAGUGUUUUCAUCAAUACCGCGGAGAGCCUCACAUACCGAUUUGUGGAAAACGUGGGACGAAAAUAGAUUUUGUAAACAUGAGCAACAGCCGCGAUGAUAAAUUUCUGGAGGACGCAGUGAGAAUCGGUCGGGAUUGUUCAUGGAGACAAGAGCUUUUUAGAUUUUUUUGCCGAAACACAACAUGUUCCAACCCCAAAAAUACAACACCAAUGGCUGAAAGGACAGUGGACGCACCAUGAUCAGCAACAGUAACCAGAAACCGAAUCAAUUUCCAUCGAAAAACCAUCGUCAGGGCAACCAAUACACACAUAUUCACACACACACACCGAGCUUGCAGCAAAACACAUCAACCAAUCAAACUGUUCUAGUUUUCAUUGUUAGCCAUGGCACAUUUGAGACAACAAUAACAAAAAAAAUAUAUGGAAAAUUAAUUUACUCUAAUUUGUUUUGCAAUUCGAUAUUCAUUCAAUCACGCACGCAUUGAGGUUGUAAACCAUUGAACAAAGAGAAUAAUAAAAAAAAACAAAAGAACACACACACGCACCAUUCGAUCCAUUUCUCGUUCUAGUGAAUUAUCCGUUCGUUUUUUUUUCGUUCCGAGUAUUCAUGCAAAUGACAAGAAACAUGCAUAUAUUGAAAUUCAAACAAAACUCACAAACCAAAAAUAUAAAACACACUCACAUCAUAAUGAAAGAGACAAAAACCAACCAACCAAUUGACAAAAAAAAACUUAAUUUCUUUCUUUUCAUUCAUUUGUUGAUUUUUACCUUUAUUAUUAUUCUUAGACCAAUUAUUCAAUGUAGAUAAAUUACUAAAUAUGUCAAUAUUAAUUUUAUUUUAUUUAAAUUUUUUGAAUUGAACGUGAAGUGAAAAACAAAAAAAAUGAUGCAAUAUAUCUAAUUAUGAAUAAAGAAAAAAAAUUACUAUUAACCAGUACUAAAACAUGAAAAAAAUAAACAAAAAAAAAUAAAAUAAAAAUCAUUAUCAGUGUCAGAUUUUGUAUGAAAAUGAAAUAUAUAUUUAAAGAGAAAAAAAAUGGACAAAAAAAUUUAUCAAAUCUAAUUUAUUUCAAAGAUGACAAAAACAAAAAUGAGAGAGAGCGAGAGAGAGUGAGAAAUGGAGAAACAAGCAAAAGAAUCAAUCACGAACCACUUUCUUAUCACUCUACAUGAUACCCUCCCCCACACUUGAUCAUGUACGCGAUACUUAACAUUAAGAUUUAUGAAGAGAAUAAAGAAAACUAUGAGACAAAAAAAACAACCAAACUACUGUGCUCCUAUUACUAAAAACCAUAAACAUAGCAAAAUCACCAAAAUCAAAUCUUAACAAAAAAAAACAACAUAUAUUUUAGAUUUCUAAAUUUUUGUCUGAAAAAAAAAAAUGAAUUUGAGCGUGGGAUAGAAAGUGUUGAGAAAUAAUCAAAGAUUUCAAAAAAGUAAAUUGAGGAGAAAAAAAAUUCAAAAGAAAAUGCAUCCAAAAUUUGUGAACUCAUUACAUUUAGAUUUAAACAAACAAACAAAAACUACUAAUAACGUCGCGGUGCAUUUCAGCCCCACAACAAAGAUGAAGUGAGAGAAUAUAAAAAAAUAACACAAACACAAACACAUUUAUGAAACAAUUGAAGAGUCAUAAUUAGCAAAGUGAAUUAAAUGAAAAUCAUUGUAAUGCAUAAUUAAGCGUAAAUUUAAUAAAGAUUCAUUAUAAAAAUGAUAAUAACUAUUUAUUUACAAAAUACAAGUAAUUGAGAGAAGAAAAACAAUCCUUACGAGCGACAACAGCAGAAGAAAAAAACCAAUUUAACAAAAAUCCACAACAACAGCAACAAAACUGAAUAUUUAACUAAAAAUAAAAAUAACAAAAAUAAAAUUUGACAAAUUACACAACCCAAUAAACAAACAAACAAAAAAAUCAAAUCUAUUGACUUUUUUUGUGUUAUACGCGAUGUAUGUUUUUACUAGGUCGAAGCUAAAACAACAACUACCAAAAUUAUUAUGAGACACAUUUAUGACAGUAAAACACAUACAAUACAUUUGAAGAUAAUGAACACAGAGACAGUAUCAUCCUCAUUGAGAAUAUAUCUGUUUAGAAGAAUGAAACAUAACGUGCAAAAUGCAAUUUAUCUGAAUAAAGAGAGAGAGAGAGAGAGAAAAAACCAAGAUGAGAUAAAAAAAAUGAGUAGCAAAAGAUGAAUUAUAUUUUGUUUGUUUCUUGCGUUGACAAUUUGUUUCUUGUUUUCUAAUUCGUAUUAUAAUUUUAUUUGAUGUCAUCGUUAAUUAUUGCCUUUUUUUCGUUUUUUAAUUGGUUAAAAAUGUAUUAUUAUUUUUCUGUUCCGUUUCUGUUUUAUAGACGUAAAAAAAUGUACUGCUACUGAGAGAGAAAUAAUAAAAUAAACAUAAAUACAAAUGAUGAAGUAGAUUCAUUUGAAAGAGAGCAGAACUUAUUUAUGUAUGCAACAAAUACAGCAACAACAAAAGAAAAUCAAUCUAUAUUUAAUUAUCGAAUAUUAUGUUCAUGAUGUACAUACCAGAAUUGAAUAAACGUGAGAAAAAUCAAAAUUUCACCUCCUUCCCACUUAAUACACACUGAAGUAGAUGAACACAAUGUCCUCUCCCCUCGAAGAAAACAACAGAGCAGAAAAAGAUCCUCUUAAUUGCCUCUAUUCAAAAAUGAUAUAUUUUUUUCAAUUUCCACAGCAAAAACAUAUUCAUGCAACAAACACAUUUCGUGCUAUCGAUCACAUCAAUUUCUCGCCUCAAUUCGGUUGAGCACCAGCAAUAAAAAAACACGAGAAAAUCAGCCAAAACUUGAAAAAACUUACAAAUAAAUAUUCAUCAUCUGUUCUUAGCAACACACAUGAAAAAAAGACUACAUCCCUUGUUAUUUAGCUCGUUAGUACGCAUAUACACGUUUUUAGUGUUUGCUUUUUACGUUCGAGAAUUGAAAUUAUUCAUUGAAAACUUUAUUCAUACUUAUUCGUUGAGACAGACAAGUUCAGCGCAAAUAUUUUCUCCGAUUGUGUAUUGUGUCAUUUUUUUUUCAAAGCUAGUUUAUGAAUAUUUAUACUAUAAUUUAAACGUUUACCACAAACACACACACAUACAGACACAAAAUGAGAAGAAAGAAAGAGAAAAAACAAUUAUAAAUUGAAAGCAACCUACAGCAACAAAUUGUGUAAAGUAAACCAGCAACAGCAAAAUUGGAGGAGAUAUAUCGAUUUAAUGAAAAACACAUAAUUUAAUUGGGACAAAAAAAACAACAACCAAGAAAAAAAAUUGUUAAAGUGAAAAGAAAAAAUAAUUUGACAAAUUGAAUCUAGUAGCUUAUGAAUCAUAAAUAUUAUUAGUAAAUCCUGGAAGUAUGAACAAUGAUGGUGGAAAAUGAAUAAAGAAUAAUAACAAAUAAACAAAAAAAAACCAGCUACAAUCACAAUGUAAAUCUGUAAAAAAUGAAAAACCAAAUAAAUCACCUUAGAGUUGAAAAAUUAAACUUAA